GCUCUUUGGCCUGGCGGCUGUUGACGUUGUGUUCCGGGAGUAAACUUGUCGAGGUGUUUUCGUCGGAUAUUCGUAUUCGGUUCAUUUUCAGCGUCUUGCAUUCAGUAAUAAUAUACUCAAUAUUAGUAUUCGGUAUUCAUUUACAUUUCACAAAAUCUGUGGAAGUUCUGUGAAAUUCCCCUUUUUAGUCAAUGCGCAUUAGUGGGCGUUCACAUUUACGAACAAAAUGCAAAGAGUACAUUUUUUGAAAGACUCCUUCCUGAGCUUGGACGCUUUCCACAAGCAGGUUGUGAUCGGCACCGCUGUUGCAGCAGGCGUUGCGUUGCUGUACAUGCAGCACAGAAGAAGUCCCAAGGUCCAAACUAUUCCUCUCGGCGAAGGUUGGUGGGGAGCAGGCGAGAAACCACAAUCAGAAGACGACAACAUAUAUUCUUUUGAGGUGCAAACCUCCGAUGAUGAAAUCAAGGUCCUUCAAGAGCGCCUUGACAAGACCCGCUACACUGACCCUGUCGAAGAUAGUGCCUUUGAGUAUGGAUUCAAUUCAACUUACCUCAAGCAAGUCGCUUCCUACUGGAGACACGAGUUUGACUGGAAAAAACAAGUGGCAGUGCUGAACAAGUACCAACACUUCAAAACUAAAAUCGAAGGAAUAGACGUGCAUUUUAUCCAUGUGCGGCCAUCUCAACAAAAGAAUCAAAAGGUUGUCCCGCUUAUGCUUGUCCAUGGCUGGCCAGGCUCUUUCUUUGAAUUCUACAAGAUCUUGCCACUUCUCACAGAGAGCCAUACUGAUCUCGCCUUUGAGGUCAUAUGUCCAUCUAUACCAGGAUAUGGUUUCUCUGAAGCCCCUCAUAAACAAGGCUUCAACAGUCUUGCUGCUGCCAGAAUUUUCCUGAAGCUGAUGGAGCGUUUAGGGUUCUCGGAAUUCUAUCUGCAGGGAGGAGACUGGGGCGCUCUCAUCACCACAAAUAUGGCACAGAUGAAACCUCAGUGUGUGAAAGGUCUCCACUUAAACAUGAUUAUGUCAAGAAGAGGGUUUAAAGUGCUGCUGUCCCUCCUGAUCGGCCCUUAUCUGCCCUUCUUGGUUGGUCUGAGUCGGGAAGAUGCCCGCCGCUUGUUCCCAUUCUUUGAAAAAAAUGUGUGGACCAUCUUGAGGGAAACGGGCUACAUGCACAUUCAGGCAACCAAACCAGACAGUAUUGGCUGUGGAGUGAAUGACUCUCCUGUAGGCUUGGCUGCUUACAUUCUGGAGAAAUUCUCCACCUGGACUGACCUGGAGAACAUACACUUGGAGGACGGUGGACUGGAAAGGAAAUUUAGCCUGGACGACCUCCUAACAAAUGUGAUGAUCUACUGGACCACAGGCUCCAUCGUCUCCUCCAUGCGCUUCUACAAAGAGAACCUCAAUAGUAAUCUUGACAAACGGAUUGAUUCAAGAACAAGAAUAUUUGUGCCGACUGGGCUGGCUGCCUUCCCUGGAGAGCUGAUGCACUGCCCUAAAAUGUGGGCCCAAAUUAGGUUUCAUAACAUCGUCUCAUACACUCUGAUGCCUCGAGGUGGUCACUUUGCUGCCUUUGAGGAGCCUCAGCUGCUUGCCAGUGAUCUAAUCCAGUUUGUUCGAAAAGUGGAACGUUGAACAUAUGCAUUUGUUAGUCUGCGCUCCCCAUAUCCUACAACAUCACACGAAACAAUGCUCCUAAGUCUGUAAUCAUCAUAUGAUUCUUAAUUGUCACACAAUUACAAAAAUUAAGUUUUAAAAACUGGAAAGAUUUUGACUAGAUUUAAAAAUCGCUGCAGGGUCAAGUGGACGAAAACUGAUUUCCUUGAAUCUCAAUUUCAACAUACUUUUCAAGUGAAUCAUACUACAGUAUUUGAUUUGACUUUGUUUACAUUCACGAAACAAUUUGCAUUAUAUGCAUAUGGCCACAUUAACUGCUCACAACCGCUUCAACAACAUCUAAAUUAACAUUCUAAACAAUAAUAAACAAAUCCGGGAAUAUGUGGCUAUAUAUCGCGCACACACACAUAGAGUAACCAUACAUACACACACAGGUGGGUGCAAAAAAUUGAAUUGGGGGAAAGUCCAUUUACUCAAAUUAUUUCAAAAAGGUUAAAUAAAAUAUUCAAUUGUAA
This is a messenger RNA of Hippocampus zosterae (dwarf seahorse), 2130 nucleotides long. It is a transcript of the gene ephx5, whose product is annotated as epoxide hydrolase 5. The coding region runs from base 227 to 1633 and encodes 468 amino acids. The record is from RefSeq and is a predicted model, not a curated record. Gene Ontology annotation, molecular function: epoxide hydrolase activity. NCBI's taxonomy places the organism in Eukaryota, Metazoa, Chordata, Actinopteri, Syngnathiformes, Syngnathidae. Gene Ontology annotation, biological process: arachidonate metabolic process; epoxide metabolic process. The transcript has 9 exons.